CGGUGGGCAAAGCAGCGUGUAUUCGUGUACACGAGGAUCGCUGGCGAGACGGGAACGAACCUAACCUUUCUCUCUCGGUACAUACAAUGAUACGCGUCUCAUCGUUAAACAAAUGCAAAUAGAUCGAAAGAGGCGAGUGUAAACGACUGUGUAUCGCGAGCGUCGUGAAAAGGAUUUUUCGACACACCUCCGUGUCGUGACAUUUGCGCAAUGGUGCUCUUAACCCCAGUAUUAGGUUGCGUCAAAAAGUUACCCAGAAAGUAUCUACGCUCCAAAUUUAUCGACACCCUACGUAUCCGUGUUACAGGAGGGACAGGAGGCUCCGGCUUACCUCGUUACGGUGGGCUGGGUGGUGCGGGAGGUAACGUGUACUUUGUUGCGAAAGACAGAUUGUUACUGGAGAACGUUGCGAAAACGUUAAAGAUCAAGCAAGUCAAAGCUGAUGCAGGAAAGGAUAGUAACAAGAGGGGAAUCAUUGGUGUACCUGGUCAAGAUAAAACUAUCUCGGUUCCAUGCGGCGUUAUGGUAUACAAUGAGAAUGGCGUGCUCUUAGGAGAGCUAAACAAGGAAGAUUCGAAACUAUUAGUGGCCAAAGGGGGCAAGGGUGGUUGCGAACAGACGGGCUACUGCGGAGUGAAAGGAGAAUCUCAGACGGUAAAGCUGGAUUUGAAACUGAUCGCCGAUGUUGGACUAGUUGGCUUCCCCAAUGCUGGCAAAAGCACGUUUCUGGCGGCGGUUUCGAGUGCCAAGCCUAAAAUUGCUAAUUACCCCUUUACUACGAUAAGGCCCAGAUUGGGAAUUAUGAAUUACAUGGAUUACAGGCGAAUCACUGUCGCUGACUUGCCGGGUUUGAUCGAGGGUGCGCAUUUGAAUAUCGGAAUGGGGCACAAUUUCUUGAAGCACGUCGAAAGAACAAAGCUGCUUCUGUUCAUCGUAGAUGUACAAGGUUUUCAACUGUCGGCGAAACAUAUGCGCCGAUCCUGUCUGGAGACUGUGGUCCUAUUAAACAAGGAGAUCGAACUCUAUAAACCGGAUCUACUAAAGAUGCCAACCGCGAUUAUAAUCAAUAAAAUGGACACUGACAAUGCCGAUGGUAUCCUCGAAGAGAUCAAGCCAAUGUUGGAGAAUUUGUCUGAAUACGUGGCGACGUGCCCGGAGGAAAUACAGCCCAAUCAAGUCGUACGUUUCGACGACAUCCUCUCGGCUUCGUUGAUCAUGAAAAACGACCGGGAAAUAACAACGAUCAAAGAGAGAAUACGAGAUAUCUUGGACAAGUACGAAGAACAACAACACGUGGCUGUUAACGGCGAUUCCUUAGAUUCGCAGUUGGUGGAGAGAAUAAAGCGACAAACUGAACGGCAAGCGCCGACCGUUGUAUAAACAUGUGUAUAGAAUAAAUAUUUCGUAUUAAACGUUGAUUCGAUCAUUGA
This is a messenger RNA of Ooceraea biroi (clonal raider ant), 1430 nucleotides long. Its product is annotated as GTP-binding protein 10 homolog. Lineage: Eukaryota; Metazoa; Arthropoda; Insecta; Hymenoptera; Formicidae. Gene Ontology annotation, cellular component: mitochondrion. The record is from RefSeq and is a predicted model, not a curated record. Gene Ontology annotation, molecular function: GTP binding; magnesium ion binding; GTPase activity.